Messenger RNA from Myripristis murdjan (pinecone soldierfish), 2298 nucleotides. RefSeq names its product polymerase (DNA directed), alpha 2 (gene pola2). Gene Ontology annotation, cellular component: alpha DNA polymerase:primase complex. The record is from RefSeq and is a predicted model, not a curated record. The transcript has 18 exons. Lineage: Eukaryota; Metazoa; Chordata; Actinopteri; Holocentriformes; Holocentridae. Gene Ontology annotation, biological process: DNA replication initiation; DNA replication. Bases 315 to 2129 code for a protein of 604 amino acids. Gene Ontology annotation, molecular function: DNA binding.
CGUUGUUUUUGGCAGUGACGUAAUUCCGGCCGCCAACACCGACAGCUAUUUUUCGCGGCAAAAUGAAACAUGCAGAGACAGUAAAUACAUGUUGAUAUCGCCUAUAAUUCUUGCGUUUUCCAGCUAAUUGGUAUUCGUGUCGAUAUUCGCAGAGUGAGAUUUGGUGGUUGUGUUGUUAUGACGGAAGGGAGCGCCGAGCGGCCACACUAGCAAACUAUCGGCACAGCGCUGGACCCUGCAGCUGUCUGUCCUGGUUUCUACAGCUUUAUUGUUUGAUUUUCUGCAGACUAGGCUAACAGACUGUAAAUUAGACAAUGGCGUCGGUCACUGCAGAAAGCAUCAAGAUGGAGAUGGAAAUGUUCGGCAUGGAUUGCCAAGACGAGUCCAUACUGGACAAGAUGCUGGAGCAGUGUCUCUGUAACAGGCUGCAGGCGGACGAGCUCAUGGCGGAGUGGGUGGCCUUCAGCACCACCAAAAACAGUCUGAAACUCAGCAUGGACACCCUGGAGCAGUUUGAGCAUGAGGUUUUGACCAAGAAGAGCAAAUCCAAGCACAGCAUCAAGAGAGAGGACCCGCUUAACAGAACCAGAGACAUCCACUCACUGCAGGACUUAAUCAAAGCUGAAGAAGAGGAGGAGAAUCUGCUUGACUCGUACUCUACUCCUGCCAAGGGCUCCCAGAAACGUGCUCUCACCACCCCGGAGCACCCUCACUCUAAGAGGAGUGCGGCUCUGCUGGCCAGCCCGGGCCUGCUGCUGUCUCCUGCCAGCUUCUCUCCCAGUGCAACUCCCUCCCAGAAGUACAGCCAGCGCGGGGCUAAAGGGGAGGUGGUGGUGACGUUCGGGGCUGUCCAGGGCACUCGCUGGGCAGGGAGGAAGAGUCCAGGCUCAGGGCUCCAGCUGGAGCUGCUGGAAAGCCCUGAAGACACACUCCACUGCAGCUACAAGUACAUGUUUCAGAGGCUGCGCGAUGUUCGAAACGUGUUGACAGAGAAGAUUGAGGAGCUCGGGGAGAGUCUGAGGUCUAACUUCAACAUCGAGGAGUUCUCCCCCGUCUCUCUGCCCGCUCAGGACAGUAUAACUGUGUUGGGCCAGGUGUGCUGCGACAGUAAUGGAAAACUGAACGCCCAGUCUGUUCUGUUGGAGGUGGGCCCAGAGCAAGGCGGGCAGCAAGUGUCCGUCGACCUAUCAGAGCUCAGAGAGUACUCACUGUUUCCUGGUCAGGUGGUCGUGAUGGAGGGGAUGAACACAACAGGAAGACGGCUGGUGGCUUCUAAACUCUAUGAGGGAGUGCCUCUUCCCUUCUACUCCCCUGAGGUGAAACAGGAGAUGGAUGAAGUUCCCGAGCCGCUGAGUGUACUGGUGGCCUGUGGACCGUACACCCCAUCGGACAGCCUGACCUUUGACCCUCUGCUGGACCUGAUCAGCAUCAUUGUCCGGGACCGUCCCGAUGUCUGCCUGCUGCUGGGACCUUUUGUGGAUUCUAAACAUGAACAAAUUGAGAAAGCCCAGGUGACUGAGACCUUUGAGGCCAUUUUCAUGAGAUGUAUUGAAACCAUCGUGGAAGGGACCAAAAGUGUCGGCUGUCGCCUGGUGUUUGUUCCCUCGCACAGAGACAUCCACCACCACUUCAUCUACCCUCAGCCUCCCUUCACCCUGCCAGACCUGAGCAAGGACCAGGCCCAGCGUGUGACCUUGGUCCCCGACCCCUGCACCCUCCUGAUUGAAGGUGUGACCUUUGGCCUGACGUCCACUGACAUCCUGUUCCACAUGAGUGCAGAGGAAAUCAGCUGCGCUCCGGGAUCAGACAGAUUCUCUCGCAUCCUGAAGCACAUGCUGACCCAGAGGAGCUACUACCCGCUGUACCCCCCUGUGGAGGAGGUGAACAUGGACUAUGAGAAGUUGCAGAGCUACGGCCAGAUGCCUCUCACCCCCGACGUCCUCAUCGUUCCCUCUGAGCUGCGCUACUUCAUUAAGGACGUGAUUGGCUGCGUAUGUGUCAAUCCCGGACGACUGACCAAAGGCCAGGUGGGCGGGACCUAUGGCAGACUGCUUAUCCAGCGCAGCACCUCAUUGGAGGAUGGGAAGAGAGUCAGUCCUUGUUUGGCCGGUCAGGUGGUUAAGAUCUAAUGCCAACAGAGACCCGUUGAUGUAAAUAGGAACCCAGUGGACCAUAAAAUCCGACUCACUCUUUGGUUUAUUUUUGUACAACAGCCAGAUGUUGUGUGGCUCGAUCAGCAGACAUGUACUACUAGCUGUCACAAUCCUCACAUUUUUCAAUAAAUUAUUUUCUCUCUAA